Messenger RNA from Paramormyrops kingsleyae, 1928 nucleotides. RefSeq names its product ATPase H+ transporting V1 subunit C1b (gene atp6v1c1b). Gene Ontology annotation, cellular component: vacuolar proton-transporting V-type ATPase, V1 domain; lysosomal membrane. Lineage: Eukaryota; Metazoa; Chordata; Actinopteri; Osteoglossiformes; Mormyridae. The record is from RefSeq and is a predicted model, not a curated record. Gene Ontology annotation, molecular function: proton-transporting ATPase activity, rotational mechanism. Gene Ontology annotation, biological process: proton transmembrane transport.
CGCAACCCUGCCUGCGCACGACAGCCCUGCUUGUCGGAUCAGCUGACCGAGUGUGAUUCGGUCACGGAAUCUGUCAUAUUUGAUGCUGACUGAAAAUUAUGAAUAUUUGGCUGUAGCAAGUUGCCCCGCUGUAAGGUUUUACAUAAAACCAUCGCUUCUAGUUUUCGCGCAGUGUUCCUCAGCCUGUCCUUCCUUUCUGCCUGAUGUCCAUCACCAUGACUGAGUUUUGGUUGAUCUCUGCCCCCGGCGAGAAGACCUGCCAGCAAACUUGGGACAAGCUGGUGGCAGCCACUCGUAACAACAACCUCUCCGUCAACAAUAAGUUCAACAUCCCCGACCUCAAGGUGGGGACCCUUGAUGUCUUGGUGGGACUGUCAGAUGAAUUGGCUAAACUGGAUGCUUUUGUGGAAAGCGUGGUGAAGAAGGUGGCGCAAUACAUGGCUGAUGUCUUGGAAGACAGUCGAGACAAAGUCCAGGAGAACUUGCUGGCGAACGGAGUGGACCUGGUGACCUACAUCACACGGUUUCAGUGGGACAUGGCCAAGUAUCCCAUCAAACAAUCUCUGAAGAACAUCUCUGAAAUUAUCUCCAAGCAAGUAAGUCAGAUUGAUAAUGACCUGAAGUCUAGAGCCUCAGCUUACAACAACUUGAAGGGCAACCUGCAGAACCUGGAGAGGAAGAACGCAGGCAGCUUGCUGACCAGGAGUUUGGCUGACAUUGUGAAGAAAGAAGACUUUGUGCUGGACUCUGAGUACUUGGUCACCAUGCUGGUGGUUGUACCAAAGACAAAUUACGCGGAAUGGCAGAAGACGUAUGAAACGCUCUCUGAAAUGGUGGUACCACGAUCAACUAACCUUCUAUUUGAGGACCAGGAGAGUGGUCUCUUCAGUGUCACACUCUUCAGGAAGGCCGUCGAUGACUUCAAGCACAAAGCCCGGGAGAACAAGUUCACUGUCCGGGACUUCCAGUACAACGAGGAGGAGAUGAAGGCUGACAAGGAGGAAAUGACUCGGCUGUCGACGGACAAGAAGAAGCAGUUUGGGCCACUUGUCCGGUGGCUGAAGGUGAACUUCAGCGAAGCGUUCAUCGCCUGGAUCCACAUAAAGGCGCUGAGGGUGUUUGUGGAGUCAGUCUUGAGGUACGGACUGCCCGUGAACUUCCAGGCCAUGCUGCUGCAGCCCAACAAGAAGAACAUGAAGAAGCUGAGGGAGGUUCUCAACGACCUGUACAAGCACCUGGACAGCAGCGCCGCCGCCAUUAUCGACGCCACCAUGGACAUCCCUGGUCUGAACCUGAGCCAGCAGGAGUACUAUCCCUAUGUAUACUACAAGAUCGACUGCAAUCUCCUGGACUUCAAAUAGAUCCUCACUGCACCUCUCUGCCACUACUUCAUUCCGCAUUUUAGAUGUUUUGAUUUUUAUGUUGGAUGCAGAUGAAUUAUGAAAAUACUGAAUUUAAAUUGGCUUCUGGUAUCACGCGUGGGUGAUCCCACGCUGCUUGGGAAAGGAAUCCCACAAAAAAGCGGGUUCUCUGUGUGGUGUGGAAUCUUUUGCUCUUAUUUAAUUCAGUUUACAUUUUUAAAAAAUGUAAUCCAGCUGGAAAGGUUGAGGUAUUUGUACAUGGGUGGCUUAUUUAAAAAUAACCGUCCGCUUAUGUGUUUUGAAUCAUUCCUUGUCUGUACAUCAUGGGGCAGUGGUGUUCGUGGUCGGAGCUAUUUAUACACCUUUACUCUGGGUUCUCCUAUUCUCUCGACCCAGCUUACCUGGUCUUCUUCCCCAAGUACUUGUGAAACAACAAAAACUGUGGUACUCAAAAACAAUGUGUGGUUCAGUUCCAUGUCUGUAUAUUUUGUGUUUAAAUAGUACAUGUGCAAGAUCUUGUCAUUAUCGUAACUAUAAACAAAUAAAUAUAUAUGGGUAUAAAACCGA